Messenger RNA from Branchiostoma belcheri (Belcher's lancelet), 990 nucleotides. RefSeq names its product gamma-aminobutyric acid receptor subunit beta-2-like. Gene Ontology annotation, cellular component: synapse; membrane; neuron projection. The transcript has 7 exons. The coding region runs from base 1 to 990 and encodes 329 amino acids. Gene Ontology annotation, molecular function: extracellular ligand-gated monoatomic ion channel activity; transmembrane signaling receptor activity; chloride channel activity. NCBI's taxonomy places the organism in Eukaryota, Metazoa, Chordata, Leptocardii, Amphioxiformes, Branchiostomatidae. Gene Ontology annotation, biological process: signal transduction; chemical synaptic transmission; regulation of membrane potential. The record is from RefSeq and is a predicted model, not a curated record.
AUGGGUCCAUGCAAGAGUGCUGAGUUCGAAUCCUGCCAUGCCACCGAUCUUGUGUCCUUGGGAAAGAAAUUUGAAGCCAGCUUCGACUUGACUUUGGAGUGGCGCGAUCCCCGCCUAGCGGGAAUGGUGCAAAGUACAACCCCGAUCCCCAGCACCAUGUUGUGGACCCCGGCCCUCAGCUUCGGUAAGAAAGUCCAGGUUCUAACGGACGGAGGGGCGAGUAGCGAGGAGGAAGGAGUCAUCACUGCAUGGGUGAUGCCUGACGGUACCAUCGCGAACAAGAAAAGGUACGACGUGAAGAUUAAAUGUGCCAUGGACCUGAAGGCCUAUCCUGUGGACAACCAGCAGUGUAGUUUCCAGUUUCAUGGACUUAACGGCGCCCUGUUACGUCUGAAGCCGACGUUUGAGUGGCGGAGUGACGUGUCUCUCACCACCGACAUCACGUCUGUCCACUCAGCCUUCAGCGUCAUCAACGUACAGAUCUCAGCCUUCGCUAACUCCUUCCUGGAUGAGGCUGGAGCGAGUCCCAACACCUACACCACCAUUGAGAUGACUCUGCAGAUGUCCCGUCUGCGGAACUACCACCUGAUGGAGAUCUACAUCCCCAGCAUCACCAUCGUCUGUCUGUCCUGGGUCGCCUUCUGGAUCAACCGCGCUGCAGUACCGGCUCGCGUCGCUCUUGGCAUCACUACCGUACUCACCAUGGUCACACAGAGCACACGGGUCGUCGGUAUGCCACAGGUGUCGUACGUUCGCGCCAUUGACGUGUGGGCCCUGUCCUGCCAGACGUUCGUGUUCCUGGCCCUGGUGGAGUACGCUCUCGUCAACUACCUGGGAGGCAACCAGAAACCAAAGCUGAACACUAGCCAACCAUAUACGGUUGAACCUCCCGACCAGCCCUCAAAUGUUUUCAACAAUUUGAAACAUUCAUUCCGCUGGCGCAACAGAACAGUAGCCAACCCAACAGACUUUGCGCCGAUCUACUCCUAA